CCUGAGCCCUAAGGAGACCAGACAAACUUUAAACAAAAGGCAAGGCUCUGAGGGUAAGGCUGUAGCCUUUCCUUGGACUACAGCUAUGGAGGAACAAAGAAAUGGGAAGAAGUCGGAAACUGGCUGUAGCAAGUCAGUUCCUGAUACUCAAAAAAGGGGUCUAACAUGCGAUCCCGCUAAUGAGGAGGACUUUGUGGUGCUCGAGAAGGAUGAAACUUGGCUGUCUUCUGAUGGAGAAAAUAAUACUUUUGGCAACAGGAUAAGAACAGAGAAUCUUCAAUCAUCUAUUAAAAGAAGAGUUGAGGCAGACGCUUCUGCGACCUGCAGUGAUGAUAACCUUCCACAACCUUCCUGGAAUACCCCUCAAGGAAAGGGGUAUGAGAAUAAAAGCAGAAGAACUCCUGACACACUUUUAGUCACGACUGACAGCAUGGAAGCACGUGCUUCAACCGCUGCCUGUUUUGAGAGCGAAAUGGGUCAGCAUUUAGCUGAAGUGACAGGCAGCAGGUGUCAGCUAAAAGGAGUCAGUCAUGUUGGAGCUGCCCACACUGAGACAACUGGGAGAGGAAAAGCAGAGAGGGAGCAAAACGUGACUAACCACAGCAAAGGGCAAGUUUCUACUCACAUGAGCGAGGCGCACAUGUCAACACAAAAUAACAGCGGGUUUGUGAAAAGAUUGAGAAAGAGCACUAGUGAUUUGGAAAAUGUGCUUGGUGAAGCAGGCCGUUUGAUUACACAGGAAGAGGGGAGUGGGGAGAGAGCUGUCACAUCAGACUGGGAACCAUACUUGGAGAAAGUAUAUCCUUCUUUAAGAAAAUCACAAAAUCAAGAUAAGGAGAGCCACAAUUCUGGAUUUAUUGCACAAAAAACAGAAGUUGAUCAGUCCUAUCAGAACAGGUUUGCUGGUGCCGUCUCAAAGAGGGCUAAAGAAGGCGUUCUUAUUUCAUGCACCAAGUCAGAGGACGGCCAAGCAUUCGGUACAGCAGCAGACUCUCACCCCCCAAAGGCCGAGCCCCCUAGCUCUGAAAUACCCCAACCGCAAGACAGUUGCUCAUUUUUAUUGGAACAAUGCAAUGAGAUCCCUUGUCUUCCUCUGUCAGGGAAUGAAAGCUGUGAUGGAAAGAUAGAGAUAGCAAGCUUAAAGAGGGAGAGUGAGCUUGUUUGCUUCUCUGCUGUCAUCACCCCUCCACCUUUAACUCAUCUGUUGCCUAAGAAAGACAGAGUGGCACCACAACUCGAUACCAGUAUGGCCAAUUCACAGAUGGUGCCAGACGCCACGCUGACCUCAUGUGAUUCGAAAGAUGAGUCUAUGCCAAAAGAAAAGCCCAAAGUCAAAGGUCCACCUCCACCUGUCCCCAAAAAACCUAAAAACCCAUUCAUAAGGCUCAAAACUGCACAAUUAAUGUCUACUGAUGUGCAAAGAAGAGGCAAAGAUCAUCUGCGUUCUGAGGAGAGGGUCAAGAGGAGACACACUUUUCACUUUAACAAAGAUCUUCCAUCUUACGCUCCCACUAAUCAGGACAUGUGCUUGAUGUGGGAGGAAAGAGGCACUUACAACGUGCCAACCAACAUGCGACGGCUGUCAGCUGACUUUGGCCCUUGGCAACAUCUUUCACUAGGAGACAUAGAUGAUCAGUAUGGAGAUAUGAUCAACUAUGACUACUGUGUGCGCAUGGCACAGCUGUCCCCGGAUGAAGAGCCGCAAAACCUGGACAUGUCGCAGAGAAAGAUAUUCCUGGGGAGACGGUCCAGAUAUAAAAGCUCACCUCCUCCUGUUGCAAAAAAGUCCCACAAUCCGUUUGUGUCCACAGAUACACACGUACCAGAGGUCAUGAUGGACAAAGAAACCCAAAGACCAAAACCUGCUUGUUCAGGGAAAAGAGAUAUAUACUCUGAGUUCCAAUCUGAGGGAGUCAGCAAACAGGUCGGCAAAGACAACCAUGCUAACUAUGGUUACCGUAAAGAUGUGACCGAUCACAGUAGUGACAGGGAUGCAGGAACUGGCAGUGAGGUGGGUUCCUACAAGCCUGUGGCAGAAAUUAUCAGGGAAACAAAUCAAAUGCAGAGACAUCAGGGUCAGGUCAAACCUGAAGGGGCCAAAGCUCAGGUUCGAGUGGCAGAGCCGAGUCCAAGUGUGAAAGUAUCCCAAAUGAAGAAUGCCUUUGAUGUCCCAAAGAAAUCCAAAGAGAGACCACCAGAAGUUCAACCACCUCCAAAGAAAGAUAUGUUGCGGCGAGUUGUGCGACAGAGCAAGUUCCGUCACGUCUUUGGUCAGGCCGUGAGGAACGACCAGUGCUACGAUGACAUCCGUGUCUCCAGGGUCACAUGGGACAGCUCCUUCUGUGCCGUCAACCCCAAGUUUGUUGCCAUCAUCAUAGAUGCCAGCGGGGGAGGAGCUUUUCUUGUCCUUCCUCUACAAAAGACUGGCCGUAUAGACAAGGUCUACCCGACAGUAUGUGGUCACACGGGCCCAGUGUUGGACAUCGACUGGUGUCCUCACAAUGACCUCGUAAUUGCGAGCGGUUCGGAGGACUGCACGGUCAUGGUCUGGCAGAUCCCUGAGAACGGGCUGGAGACCCCCCUUUCAGAGCCUGUGGUCGUGUUAGAGGGCCACUCUAAGAGGGUUGGCAUCGUGUCUUGGCAUCCCACCGCGCGCAACGUUCUCCUCAGUGCAGGUUGUGACAACCAGAUCAUCAUCUGGAAUGUGGGCACGGGAGAGGCCAUGAUCAACCUGGAGGACAUGCACCCCGAUGUUAUCUUUAGCGUCAGCUGGAGCCGCAAUGGCAGCCUACUCUGCACCGCCUGCAAGGACAAGAAGGUCCGUGUCAUCGACCCCCGUAAGAAAAAGAUUGUGGCGGAGAAGGACAAAGCCCACGAGGGAGCUCGACCAAUGAGAGCAAUCUUUUUAGCAGACGGAAACAUUUUCACCACUGGAUUCAGCCGCAUGAGCGAGCGCCAGCUAGCCCUGUGGAAAAGUGACAACAUGGAUGAGCCAAUAUGUGUUCAAGAGAUGGACACCAGUAACGGAGUUCUGCUGCCCUUCUAUGACCCCGAUACCAAUAUAGUCUACCUGUGUGGAAAGGGUGACAGCAGCAUUCGAUACUUUGAGAUCACCGAUGAGGCGCCGUUUGUUCACUACCUCAACACCUUUUCCACCAAGGAGCCCCAGAGGGGCAUGGGAUACAUGCCCAAAAGAGGCCUGGAUGUCAACAAAUGUGAAAUUGCAAGGUUUUACAAAUUACAUGAGAGAAAAUGUGAACCGAUCAUCAUGACAGUCCCACGUAAGUCGGAUCUGUUCCAGGACGACCUCUACCCAGACACAGCCGGCCCCGAUCCUGCCCUGGAGGCAGAGGAGUGGUUUGCCGGCAAGAACGGAGGCCCCAUCCUCAUCUCCCUCAAAGACGGCUACGUCUCCACAAAGAACCGCGAUCUGAAAGUGGUCAAGACGAACGUCCUGGAGAGCAAGCCAGCCACAAAAUCAGAGAACAUCUCAACUGUCCAGAAGCACGCUUCUCCACAACCCUCAGCAAAAAUGGAAGAUAAACUGGAAGAGGUACUCCGCGAGUUCAAGUCACUCAGGGACCGUGUCAUCCUUCAAGACCGUCGAAUCGCCAGACUGGAAGAGCAGGUUGCCAAGGUUGCCAUGUAAGAAGCGACCCCUGCCCUGGACCGCUGGUUGUUUUGGAGAGAAUCGAAUGGACGGGGUCAGCAAAGGGCCAAAUUCUCAAGAUUUCGGCUUCAUUUAGCUUGGCGUCAUCCCUGUGAUGAGUCCAGGCCUACAUUCCAAGAUGAACUUUAUUUUUCCUCAUCAAGCCUCGAGUUUCACACUUUGCCCUGACACACACUGAGAAAAGGAAAAACUCUUUCAGCUCAUGUACACGUUUGAAGAAAAGACAUUUUUGUUGAAGGAAAAGUCUUAACUUUUUUUUUGUUUUCAAAUAGUGGUAAAACAUUCUUAUGUGAAGUUUGUACUUACUACUCAAAAAGUGUAUGUAGCAUCAGUAUUUCCAUUGUUCUUUUUUGUGUUGCCAAAUAUGAAUCGUGUGCGGUUUCAUGCACUGCUUUUUACAUUUAUUUUCUCUCCUGUUGUACAUUCCAGUCACAACCUGAUAGAAUGAGUUAGUCAAGCUGGAAUUUUUAGCUGUUGAACUUUUUUCUUCCCACCAGUUUGCUCGUUGAUAACCAUCAGAUUUAUGAAUGUGGAAGAAUUCCUUCUGAAACAUUUCGUUCCUGUUCUUCUUGGAUUGAACUUUAACAUUGGGUUUUAAUGGGGAGGGGGGAGGGGGGGUUGCAUCUCUCUGGUGUAAAUGUUGUGCAAAUGUAGUGGUGCCUCCUGUCACUGUUAAGGGUCGAACUAGAGUCGCCCUCUCCAGUGCAUAUUUGGUGUUGGGAAGGGACCACUCACCCAGCUUGUGUUUCACUGAACCCCUGACAAACAAUUCUGUGCACAUAAUAAAGAUUUUACACAUG
Xiphias gladius (swordfish) is the source of this 4470-nucleotide messenger RNA. RefSeq names its product coronin-1C-A-like. Gene Ontology annotation, molecular function: actin filament binding. Gene Ontology annotation, biological process: actin filament organization; cell migration. The coding region runs from base 86 to 3649 and encodes 1187 amino acids. The record is from RefSeq and is a predicted model, not a curated record. Lineage: Eukaryota; Metazoa; Chordata; Actinopteri; Istiophoriformes; Xiphiidae. The transcript has 11 exons.